Molecule: messenger RNA, 1485 nt
Organism: Ipomoea nil (Japanese morning glory)
Lineage: Eukaryota; Viridiplantae; Streptophyta; Magnoliopsida; Solanales; Convolvulaceae
Product: S-adenosylmethionine synthase 2-like
Exons: 2
Coding region: 117-1289 (390 amino acids)
Biological process (GO): S-adenosylmethionine biosynthetic process
Cellular component (GO): cytosol
Molecular function (GO): methionine adenosyltransferase activity; ATP binding
Source: RefSeq, a predicted model, not a curated record
AUAUAUAUACCCCAAACAUCCCCGCUAUUGCCAUAAGCCCAUAACCUUCUCUCCCUCACUUUGAACUGGUUAUCUCUUGUUCCAGAUCCAAACUUCAUUCAACUCAGAAAAGGAAGAUGGAUUCGUUCUUGUUCACCUCAGAGUCUGUGAAUGAAGGUCACCCAGACAAGCUGUGUGACCAAGUCUCAGAUGCCAUUCUUGAUGCUUGUUUGGAACAAGAUCCAGACAGCAAGGUGGCCUGUGAGACGUGUUCCAAGACGAAUAUGGUUAUGGUGUUUGGAGAGAUCACGACGAAGGCGAAGGUGGACUAUGAGAAGAUAGUUCGUGAUACCUGCCGAGGGAUUGGGUUUACCUCGCCAGAUGUUGGUCUCGACGCUGAUAACUGCAAGGUCCUUGUGAACAUUGAGCAACAGAGCCCCGACAUUGCCCAGGGAGUUCAUGGUCAUUUCACCAAGAAACCCGAGGAAAUUGGAGCUGGUGAUCAAGGCCACAUGUUUGGUUACGCCACUGAUGAAACCCCCGAGCUUAUGCCUCUUACUCAUGUCCUUGCUACCAAGCUGGGUGCCAAACUCACCGAGGUGAGAAAGAACAAAACUUGCGCGUGGCUGAGGCCUGAUGGUAAGACCCAAGUUACAGUUGAGUACAGAAACGAGAAUGGUGCUAUGAUCCCGGUUAGGGUUCACACUGUUCUCAUCUCGACCCAACACGAUGAGACUGUUACCAACGAUCAAAUCGCCAAGGAUUUGAAAGAACACGUGAUCAAGCCUGUGAUCCCGGCUAAGUAUCUUGAUGACAAGACCAUCUUCCACCUUAAUCCAUCAGGCCGCUUUGUGAUUGGUGGUCCACACGGAGAUGCUGGACUUACUGGCCGCAAGAUUAUUAUCGACACAUAUGGAGGGUGGGGAGCUCACGGUGGAGGUGCUUUCUCCGGGAAGGAUCCUACCAAGGUGGACAGAAGUGGUGCCUACAUUGUUAGGCAAGCGGCCAAGAGUGUGGUGGCCUCAGGACUUGCUCGUAGAUGUCUAGUGCAGGUUUCAUACGCCAUUGGUGUGGCAGAACCUCUUUCGGUGUUUGUUGACACUUACAAGACGGGUAAGAUUCCAGACAAGGAUAUAUUGGUUCUGAUUAAGGAGAACUUCGACUUCAGGCCCGGAAUGAUCACAAUCAACCUCGACUUGAAGAGAGGGGGUAAGUUUAGGUACCAGAAGACUGCUGCAUAUGGUCACUUUGGCCGCGAUGAUGCUGACUUCACCUGGGAAACCGUCAAGAUCCUCAAGCCCAAAGCUUGAGUUUUUUUUCUGCACCCAUUGUUCUCGUUGCAGACCAAUAAACGAGCUGAGCACAUUUGAUAGUGGGGUAGUUAGAGAGAGGAUUUUAAGAUUUCUCAGUAGUUGUUUUUAGCUUUUCCAGUGUUUAUUUGUUUUGAGGCAACAAUUAGUGUUUUUGGAUUAUUGUUUCAUUUUAAUUAGGUUGAGUUUGUGAAAA